AUGGCAACCACAACCACAGCUACAGCCUCAAUCCCCAGCCUCCUCACCCUCGCGGGGCUUCCGUACCUGAUAACGCACGGCAUCACGCUCCUCCUGCUCUCGGUGUUCAUCAUGUCCUGGAUCUCGCCGCGGCAACUGUGCGCCUCGGCGCUCUUCCCUCAGGCCCCCGACAGACCACUGCCGACGUUCUUCUACAUUUUCGCCGUGCGCGAGCUCGUCCUCGGCCUGGCCCUGUUACUCCUGCAGGCGUACGGCGAGUGGCGCGCGGUGGUCGUGCUCCUGGCGUGCAUCAGCAUUAACGGCAUUGGCGACUUCUUCUUCGCCGCUUUGGAGGUCGGCUUUGAUGAGAGUGUAAAGGCCGGGUAUGGCCAGGGGCAGGGGCAGGGGAAGGGACGCGGGAAGGAGGGAGCAGGAGGGAGUCUUUGGUGGGCAGCCUUCAAGGGCCACGGCGUUCCGACAAUCGCGGGCUAUUGGGCGGCUUGGAGGCUGUGGCAGGAACAUUGGUGA
Messenger RNA from Exophiala aquamarina CBS 119918, 507 nucleotides. RefSeq lists its product as uncharacterized. The coding region runs from base 1 to 507 and encodes 168 amino acids. Lineage: Eukaryota; Fungi; Ascomycota; Eurotiomycetes; Chaetothyriales; Herpotrichiellaceae. The transcript has a single exon. The record is from RefSeq and is a predicted model, not a curated record.